AAAACAUCGACAUACUUCACAUCACCAAAACUAUCGAUCCAUCGCCAUCAUGUCCAACCAGCAAACAGUCCAAACUAAAGGCAUCUACCAUGGCCUGCCAGUCUAUCCUUCUGCGGUCACAGGUCUCACGGCAAUCAUCACCGGCGCAAAUGGGAUAUCGGGAAACUACAUGCUACGGGUCCUUGCUGAAGCUCCGGAGCGAUGGACAAAGAUAUACUGCUUGUCGCGACGCCCACCUGCGAUUCCAGACGGAUUGCCAGCACAGGCCGAGCACAUCGCCCUUGACUUCCUGAAAGAGCCAGAAGAAAUAGCCAAAGUAUUGAAAGAGAAGGGUGUGAAGGCUGAUUACGUGUUCUUCUACAGCUAUGUGCAAGUCAAACCAAAGGAAGGUGGAGGACUGUGGAGCGAUGCAGAGGAGAUGUGCAAGGUAAACAGCGCACUGCUGCGUAACUUUUGCUCCGCCCUUCCUCUCGCUUCAAUCACACCCAAACGUAUCAUGCUGCAGACCGGCGCCAAAAACUACGGUGUUCAUCUUGGGCCUUCAGCCAUUCCACAAGAAGAAAGCGCGCCUCGAGUCACGCUUGAACCCAACUUCUACUACCCACAAGAAGACUUCCUCUGGUCGUUCUGUGCCGAGCAUGGCAUAGACUGGAACAUUUGUAUGCCAGCUGGCAUCCUGGGUGCCGUGCCAGAUGCAGCUAUGAAUCUGGUAUUCCCAUUGGGCGUGUAUGCAACCGUGCAGAAGCAUCUUGGUGAGAAGCUUGAGUUCCCGUCAGACCUGCAGGCCUGGGAAGCCAAUCGGUGCAUGAGCAGUAGCAAGAUGAAUGGUUACAUGGAAGAGUGGGCAGUUUUGACUGAAGCAGCAAAGAAUGAGAAGUUCAACACCAUGGAUGGCACCACUUUCACGUGGGGCAACCACUGGCCCAAGCUUGCCAGAAAUUACGGCAUCGAUCACGAGCUUCCGAGUAUGGAUGACAGCGUGUAUACCGUGGUCAAAAGUAAACAUGACCCACCGCCACGAGGGUUCGGGCCGCCAGCAACAUACCGCAUUCGUUUCAGACUAGUGGACUGGGCGCGGCAAGAGAAGGUACAGAAAGCAUGGGCAGAGCUUACAGCAAAGUACGGUCUCGUUACUGGUGACCUACAGGACAUGGACAUCGAUCGGAUCUUUGGCUUCACAGAUGGGAGUCUCAUGGGCACACCUUUGGAUCUCACAAUGAAUAAAGCGAGGAAGAUGGGGUGGCAUGGAUUUGUUGAUUCGAAUGACGCGAUCAAAGAAGUGCUCAGAGAGUUCGUGAAUCUCAAAAUGUUACCACCGCUGCUCGAUUAG
Macroventuria anomochaeta is the source of this 1330-nucleotide messenger RNA. Its product is annotated as NAD dependent epimerase/dehydratase family protein-like protein. Lineage: Eukaryota; Fungi; Ascomycota; Dothideomycetes; Pleosporales; Didymellaceae. The record is from RefSeq and is a predicted model, not a curated record. Bases 50 to 1330 code for a protein of 426 amino acids. The transcript is spliced from 2 exons.